CAGCGGCAUCCCAUCUCAUUGUCGCCACCCACUGAUUAAAAUUCCUUUUCUUGCUCCGUUUCGUUUAAACAGCGAGUUGUCACAUGCUUUAAUACCCGUUAAUUGCGGUUUUUGUGGUUACGUAUAAUCGUGAUAACCCACUAAAGCGUAACUCCUAUUGUGUCGCUAGUGGCCAAUUAUUUGGGCAGGUCAAAACGGCCAGUGGUUUAACCGGUCCGCGUUUUACACGCUACACAGAACCAGACCAAACACCGCGAAGAACGCUCUACAGUUAACGGCCCGCGAGUCGACUAUCUUUCGGGUUUUUUGUUUCCCGGACAAUCGAAUGACAGCUUGUCAGUGUAUGCGGUCAUAAAAGAUGAAUUGAAAGCAGAAUGAGCCUGCCAACACGUUUCCAUUACAAGUGUUGCCGAACCUGUUAUAGAGGGCACCCCGGAUAGCAACCAUUUGUCCAUACAGUGGACUCUAGAUCGCUGACAUACCGUUAGACAGGAGGGAGGCAUGACCCACUCCACAACGUCCCAGUGACGGAUUUCCCAUUCCACCCGUGGCUGCCUUCCACUCUGAUAACAAGUUUAUACAGUGGCCUCGGCUAUCUUCGUUACACUACGGAUCACAAGGCGACUUCACACCAGAACAAAAGAAAGAUAUUAUGAUCUAUGACGAAGUUGUCGUGGAAGGUGUGGACAACCGAGCCUACAAUGGCGCCAGCGUCGCCAACGGCAUGGAGAUGCACGGCGGCUACAAAGUGUACUAUCCGUCGAGCGAAAAUGGCUGCGCCUCCACCGACAUGUCGUAUUCCGGAAAGAAAUCAAGCGGAACGGAGAGCGAGACGUACAGCGGCCGCUCCACGCAACGACGUCACACGUGCAGGGUGUUGUUGGUGGUCUUCCUCAUCCUCUGUCUCCUCGGCGUCGUCGUAGCUGCAGUCAUCGUCGCAGUCUUAUUGACCAGGUCACCCUCUCCUGUACCUGAAGAAAAAUUUGUUUCGAGUAUACGAUUGCCUGACAAAAACUUCACAAAAGGACUAGCUGAUAAAACUUCAGACGAGUUUAAAGCUGCCGAAGAGGAAUUCUGUUCUGAGCUCCUGAACAUUCUAAAGGCGCCGAGCUCUCCAGUUGAAAGUGCAGCUUUGGAAUGCAGUGUUCUACAGUUCAGAAAUGGAAGCCUCAUUAUUCUCUAUCAGGUUACAGUUAAAACAAGACGUAUCGACAUGCCGGUUCUCAAGCUGACAAUAAGAUUAACUGAAUAUAUCAUUGAAGUGCAGAAAUCAGGCCGGCUAGGAAAUUUAAAGGUGGAUGCGGAUCGACACUGUAAAAUUGUGAACGCUCCGACUUUUGACGAAUCAACCGACGACAUCUGUCCUAGUGUGGAAGGUACAACCACAUCUGUAACACCAACGCCAGAUCUAAGUAAAACUACAACUCCAAAAGAGCUUACAAGUACUCCAAAAGAGGUUACAACAACUCCAAAAGACGCUACAACUCCAAAGGAAAUUACAACUCCAAAACAGGUUACAACUACUCCAAAAGAGGUUACAACAACUCCAAAAGACGUUACAACAACUCCAAAAGACGUUACAACUCCAAAGGAAAUUACAACAACUCCAAAAGAGGUUACAACUACUCCAAAAGACGUUACAACAACUCCAAAAGACGUUACAACUCCAGAGGAAAUUACAACAACUCCUAAAGAGGUUACAACUCCAAAAGAGACCACAACUGCUCUAUCUAUUUCACCAUCGACGCCAUCAGAACAAGAAACGUCAACAGUGACUACAAUAGACUCAUCACCUGUAGUUAUCACACCAUCAGCAUCACCUUCAGUAGAGAGAGACAUAUCUGCUACGUCAUUAUCAGAAGUAACAGCAUCACCUAUAUUAGCAUUAGAUAGUUCUAAAACGACAGUUACGCCGACAACAGCAACACCAGCUUCAUCAGCAGCAGUAACUGAAUCUCAGCCAUCACCAUCACUAGAUAAAGUAACAGCAUCGACUACAUUAACAUUAGAUAUUUCUAAAGCCUCAGUUACACCGACAACAGCAUCAAUAGAUUCAUCAGUAGGGAUAAUUGCAUCAACAACAUUACUCUUAGUAGAGAAAGACUCAUCCUCUACACUAUUGCCAGAAGUGACAGCAUCGUCUACAGUAUUGGAAAGUUAUGAAACAUCAGUUACGUCCAAACCACCCACAACGGAUUUUUCCGCAGAGUUAAUCACACCUACAACAUCACCAUCAUUUGAGAAAGAAACCUCUGCAAUAAUACAGGAAGUGACGGUAUCGUCAACAUUGUUACAUUUAGAUAGUUAUAUGACAACAACAACAACAGCAGCAGCAGAAGCAGCAGAAGCAGCAGAAGCAAACGCUUCGUCAACAGCAUUAAUCGCAUCUACGACACAACUUUCAUUAGAGAAAGAUGCCUCCUCUUCAUUAUUACAGGAAGGGAUAGCAUCUUCAACCUUGUUACCAUCAGACAGCUAUAAAGUAACAGUAACAAUGGUAGCUAUGGUUUCAUCACAAGAAAUAAUCCCAUCUAUGACAUCACUUUCAUUACAAAAAGACGUCUCAUCUACCUUAUUAGAAAAAGUGGUAGCAUCAACUACGGCAACAUCACUGUUAUCGGCAACUGUGUCUUUAGAAUCUGCUGAGGCUGGCGAAACGGGUGUGACGUCAUCAUUUGUUACAGACAAAUCCACGUCUUUACUGGAAGCAUCAGCAACAGCAACAGCAGUAGAUUCCAUGUCGCUGACACCAGGAUUACCACUGUCGACUGCUUUGUUAUUGGAAACACCAUCUGCAGCAUCACCAUCGUCAACAUCAACACCAACUGUACAGUCUGUCCUCGAAUCUGAAGUACAAACUUCUCAAAUAGAAACCCUAGCAACGACAUUUGAACUGGCAAAAGCUACUACACCUGUAGCGGGAUUCGUGUCUUCCAGUUUACUGUUCACUCAGACGAUGUCACCAACAAGUGAAACAAGUUCCACUGUAGCAGACACAACUGCUGUCAUUUUGGAUUCUUGGAGUAUCUCAUCGUUACUGCUAGAAGGUUUUCCAGCAGUAGCAACAAGCACAAUAGAAUACACAGCAUCAUCUGCAGAAUCAUCUGGUGAUGUCCUUCCUUUGCAGUCCACGUCUGCUACCUUGCUGUCGAAAUCUGUAUCACCGGGUGAUGUUUCCUCCAUAGCAUCAUCUGUUUCUGAAGAUCUAAAAGACACAGCAAAAGCAGAGUCAUCAACAAUUGGAUCAGUACUUGUGUCCUACGACAGUUCCGUACUUAUUUCUCCAGUUCCAUCAGGACUAACAUCAGUUUCAGAUGAAACCACAGCAACAGCAGACUUGAUGGGCUAUCAGAGUAUAUCUAUCUCACAGUUUGUCUCAUCCGAUUCCGUUUCAGGUGAGGUAGAUAUGACAGUAACACCAUCUGUUUUGACAAGCUCGUCUUCGAUUCAGUCUACUUUAUUAGACAAGACAGACUCAAGCGUCCUUUCUAUUGUAGAAGAAUCGACAACAUUGGAAACAGCGUCCUCUAUUGAUGCACAGUCAUCAUCAGUUAUAUCUCCAUCUUCUGCAAUAUCUUCAACAGAUGUUACUGCCAUAGUGGAAACUGGUGUGAUUUCAUCAAGUGAUUUAGUAGCUCUUUCUGCCACAGCUACUGUUUCGCAAGUUGCUUCACUUGUCUAUUCAGAACCUGACUCAAGAAGCAACAGUCAUACAAUGGAAACAACUGACAUCCUAGAGACCACUGUAGGUUUCUUCUCAACAUCUGAAACAGGCUCUAUAUCAGCAUCCUUCAGCUUUAUAAAACCAAUUAGCACGUACUAUAUGUCCGGGACAUCAGUGCUACUUGACACAUCUCCAGUAUCUGACAUACAAGCCACCGUUGUGACAUCUUCAACACUAUUACAAACAGAACAACAAACUGAUGUCAUGACAUCUUUAGCACCAUCUUCGUCAUCAGAAUUACAAUCUGAAACAGCGACAUUAACAGUCACACUAGAUAAAACAGCAUCAAAGGUACCAAUGGUUGUAAUGUCCACACCAGCACUCACAAGCGCACCUCCAGCCGAUAUGCAAACUACAUUGGGCAUCAUCGAUUCCACCACAGAUGCAGGCUUGUCCACUACAGAAACGGUUAUCGAUCUCUCCACGAGUAAAACCAUCGAUUCUGUUGAAUUCAUUGAAACACCCACGGCAGUGAAUAUGUCCCCUUCACCUACGGUUUCUAGUUCUAUUGAAACAAGAGUUGAUACCAUGACUAGCCUAUACUCUGUGAGGACUUCUUCCCAAACAUUACUUAGUGUAAUUGAUGUUAUUUCUGAUAGUCUUGAAGGAUCUGUUACAGAUCUUCUGACACAGGGAACAACUCUUAUCACUGUUAUGUCUAGUUCCUUAAUAUUGUCAGAUGGAGUUGCUGGUUUGUCUACAAGUGACAUUUUGCCGUCUAGAACUAUUGAGAACAGUGACAUGUUCUCCUCACUGAGUUCGCAGAUGAGAUAAUGAGAUUUGUUAAAAUUCAUUCUUAGCAUUCGAUGGAACACUUUCAUAUCGAGGGCUCACAACCAAAACUAGUUAGUCUAAAGUCAUGGUUUGUAGAAGACUAAGUUUUAACAUUUAAAUCUGUUUGCUUUGUAGAAGGAACUGAAAACAAACAACAAACAAACAAACAAAACAUAUUUUUUAAAUUAACAAAAUAGUAGACUAUUCUUGUUUUCUUCGCAAAGAAUACAGAGGCGUAACGUGGUCUAAAAUGGGUGUCCGAAUAUGAACCUAUAGUCCAUCCCACCUGGAUCGCAUUUUUUUUUAUACUAUGUAAUUUACUACAAGUUAUUUAUUUCCCAACCCAUUGAUUUGUAAAUUGAACACACAGAUUGUAUCUCUUUGUUAU
Gigantopelta aegis is the source of this 4886-nucleotide messenger RNA. Its product is annotated as mucin-17-like. NCBI's taxonomy places the organism in Eukaryota, Metazoa, Mollusca, Gastropoda, Neomphalida, Peltospiridae. The record is from RefSeq and is a predicted model, not a curated record. The transcript is spliced from 8 exons. The coding region runs from base 653 to 4498 and encodes 1281 amino acids.